Molecule: messenger RNA, 1464 nt
Organism: Protopolystoma xenopodis
Lineage: Eukaryota; Metazoa; Platyhelminthes; Monogenea; Polystomatidea; Polystomatidae
Source: the annotation of a GenBank genome assembly
AUGGAGACUCUGGAUUCCAAAACAGGCGAAAUGUCAGCUUUAGAGAAGCAGAACCUCUCAGCAAAAGCGGCUGCGAAUUUUGCUAAGUUUUUUGGUGUCACUGGCAACUAUGAACAUAAGUACGAUGAUCAAGAGAUAAGCGGUUACCGCAGUCUGAUUAAGUCAAGUCGACUGAUAACGUUUGGAGGCCCAACUCUUCGCCUCAGUAACAUUUCUUUGCAUCAGUGGGAGCAGGGUUUGAUAAAUAACCUGGUGGCGGUGGAUCGUCGCGGUUGUCCACUCAAUGAGCUUAUUACUUCACGUGUAUUGCCGGAACUAAACGAGUUGAUAAUCAGAGGUUUGGCCAAGACGGUGGAAGUUGCCAUCCUUCGUUACUACGCCGCCAAUGCUGUCGUUGGCUGCUUGGAUCCCAAAUCUAUCUUCUACGACAAGGAUGCCAAUAUUCAAGCAGAUCACUGUGAUAGCACAGAUCGACAUGAAGACGGCCUUGAUUCGACAACCACUUUGCUGCUUGGUGGUGUCUUUACACGAUGUAAAGGUGAUGAAAGCCUUUGUACAGGGCUUGGGCUGGCCAAUCCAAAGACUGGAGAUUUCAGCUGUGAACCAGGAUACAUCGAGAUCCAGCUGAUACCAAAACAGGCAAUUAAGUUUUUUCCUCAGCUUAUCAAUAAUCGGUUAUAUAUUGGUCGGUGUGCCGAGGAGUGUAACUCAAGCUGGAUCUACGGCACGAACUGCCAGCAGCACUGCUCGACUACCGAAACUUUCUGGUGCUCCCUGGAUCCCGAACAAGCCAUGGACAUGGCACCCAGCAGUCCUGACGGCAGGAGUGAGGUGACCGACGACUUGGGCCUGCUUUUCGGAGGCCUUUACUCGACCGACAUGAUCAACCCUGUUACACAGACACAGACCUGCCCACCCUACUUUUUCCCGCUACCCUUGUUUCCAGGUGACCCAGGUAAUGGAGGAAUCGCAGGUUCCACUGGCCUGCAUAUUUGCGUGUCAGCCGACCGCGAACUGGGCGGAGAGUAUGCUCUGCCGUUUGGCGGUUUCUAUGCCUGUCAGGCUGGCAAUCCGUUGGCCAUCCUGGCUGAUAUUUCAACCCGCAAAUCGGGCUCCACCGAAGGACAAGGAAAUACAAGAGAGGAGCAAAAGCCAAAGACUAGGAUGAAUAAAACUCCGAAUAUGGAAGACAAUGAUGAAAAGGUUAAAAGAACCGAAAUCCGGUUUGUAGAACCAUGGCGAAAUCUGUAUUUGUCAGCAGAAAAGAGGCUGAAGCAUGUGGUAGGCAAGCAAAUCAAGCGAAAUCAUUCCGACAUAACUCCGUGGAGAAGGACAAUGAAUCCAGAAGAUGUUUCCUUGCUCGUUAACCAAGAGUUUUGGCCUAAAAGAUGUCCACCAGGAUAUACUUCACAUCUUGCUGUUAUGCUCAACGCUUGUCAAGUAAGUGGAGGGACAAGUAGGUAA